Linum tenue is the source of this 2705-nucleotide messenger RNA. NCBI's taxonomy places the organism in Eukaryota, Viridiplantae, Streptophyta, Magnoliopsida, Malpighiales, Linaceae. The record is from the annotation of a GenBank genome assembly.
CGUAAUUAGAAUCCAAACUCAAGUUUGCUGCAGACAGUCCAGACUCCAGAUUUUCAAUAUACACCACCUCAGAGAGGGGCAAAAUGGUAACAUCAUCUUAGCCACCGAUUCGCACUAUCUUUAUUACUCGACGCAAAAAUCGCCUACACUCCACGAACACGCGCCCGAGUCCAACAUUUCACCGCUGCCGCUUCUUUACUCUUUCACUCAUGGCGGAGCAGAAUCCAUUGAACCCACCAAAUCCAGGCCACGACUCCCUCGUCGACGGCAAUGUCCUGGCCGCCAAAUCCUUCGCCCGGUGCGGCGUCAAGCACAUGUUCGGCGUCGUCGGCAUCCCGGUCACCUCCUUCGCCAAUCGCGCCGUCUCAUUCGGAGUCCGCUUCUUCGCCUUCCACAACGAGCAGUCGGCUGGCUACGCCGCCUCCGCCUACGGCUACCUCACCGGCCGCCCGGGCUUGCUGCUCACGGUUUCCGGCCCAGGUUGCGUCCACGGACUGGCCGGUUUGUCGAACGCCAUGGCCAAUACGUGGCCCAUGGUUAUGAUCUCCGGCUCUUGCGACCAGAGCGACGCCGGCAGGGGAGAUUUUCAGGAGCUCGAUCAAUUGGAAGCUGUGAAGCCCUUCUCCAAGUUCUCGGUAAGAGCGAAGGAUAUAAAAGACAUACCUAAUUGUGUUGUUCAGGUGCUCGAUUGGGCUGUUUCCGGCCGCCCCGGUGGCUGCUACUUGGAUCUCCCAACCGAUGUGCUUCACCAGACUUUGACGGAAUCGGAGGCCGAGGAAUUGUUGGCUUCUGCGAUAGAUGGCGCCGACAGGAAAUUGAUUGGAACAGAGAUUGCAAGGUCAGAAAUUGAAAGAGCAGCGGAGUUGUUGAAAAAAGCCGAGCGGCCGUUAAUUGUGUUUGGUAAAGGCGCGGCUUACGCAAGAGCGGAGACCGAGCUGAAGAAGCUGGUCGAGAGGACUGGAAUCCCGUUCCUGCCGACGCCGAUGGGAAAAGGUUUGCUCCCAGAUACGCACGAGCUUGCAGCAAGUGCGGCGAGGUCGCUCGCAAUCGGGAAAUGCGACGUUGCGCUCGUGGUUGGGGCGAGGCUCAACUGGUUGCUGCAUUUCGGGGAACCGCCCAAAUGGUCCAAGGAUGUGAAGUUCAUAUUGGUCGAUGUGUCUAAGGACGAGAUUGAGUUAAGAAAGCCCCACGUAGGUGUAGUUGGGGAUGCCAAAAGGGCACUGGAGUUGCUCAAUGUGCAGAUCAAAGACGACCCUUUCUGCUUCGCGAGGAAUCAUCCGUGGGUGGAAGGGAUAUCCAAGAAGGCGAAGGAUAAUGUGUCGAGGAUGGAGGCUCAGCUGGCGAAGGAUGUGGUGCCGUUCAAUUUCUUGACGCCGAUGAGGAUUAUCAGAGAUGCAAUUUCGGGUAUGGGGAGUCCUGCUCCGAUUGUGGUUUCGGAAGGUGCUAAUACAAUGGAUGUGGGGAGAUCAGUGUUGGUUCAGAGUGAGCCAAGGACUCGAUUGGAUGCCGGGACUUGGGGGACAAUGGGAGUUGGGUUGGGUUAUUGCAUUGCUGCUGCAGUUGCUGAGCCUGAUCGGCUUGUGGUUGCAGUUGAAGGUGACUCCGGAUUUGGGUUCAGUGCUAUGGAAGUUGAGCAGACAUUGGUACGCUACCAGUUGCCUGUGGUGGUGAUAGUUUUCAACAACGGCGGUGUAUAUGGAGGAGACAGGAGAAGCCCUGAUGAAAUAAAAGGCCCCUUCAAAGAUGACCCGGCACCCACUUCCUUUGUCCCUGGAGCCGCCUAUCAUCUUCUAAUUGAAGCCUUUGGGGGCAAAGGUUAUCUUGUUGGAACCCCUGAUGAACUCCGGUCUGCACUCACAGAAUCUUUCUCUGCAAGAAAACCUGCAGUUAUCAAUGUCACAAUAGAUCCUUUUGCCGGUGCGGAAAGUGGGAGGAUGCAGCACAAGAACUAAGGUUCUUUUGUUUGUACGCAGUUUGGUGUUUCCGGGCGGUAUGCCAACUAAUUUGGUGGUUCAACGUGCAAGGUGGAUGGAAUAUUAGCUUUGGUGGGUGUUUUCUGUAAGGUUUCUAAAUACGCCCUUACUCCUUACGUUCGAAAGAUUGAUUCCUUGUUACACACAGCUGAACUCGUCUUCUUUGUCUUCUCCUCUCUCCGAGUUUACAAGUAACAGGAUCGUCGGGGAUAAUAUGUGUUUUGUUAUUUGAAUGUAACCAUGUUCGGGAUUAGAUUAUUUUUCACAGCAUUGGCGUGUAUUCACUAUUUUUAGAAGAGCCUUGGUCUGGUUUGCUGCCUAUCAGAGCUCAUGAGAGCUAAUAGAAGCUUGUUGGAUCUUUGAGAGGUGUCCAAGUUAGCUCAUGAUAUCUUAAUGGAGCUAAAUGGAGCUUGUUGUAAGCUAAAAAGACUAGGGUCGUUUAGUGGGGGCAUUGUAUUAUAUCAUGAGUGUAUUUUGUAGUCUCUAUGGUGAUACGCGAUCUAGGGCGGUUAGUGUAUUGACUAUGAAGAAUGUUCUCGCUAGGUGUGGAGGUUCGGUUUCCUGUUAUCGGUUAACCGUUGGUUUUAACUGAAACCGACAUAUCUCCACCCCUAGUUCUCGCCAUGAUACUCAAAAUCAUUCGAUUUGUUUGGAUAUUACGCCUGCUGCUAUUUGUCGUGUGUUUUGCAACUCUGCAACUGUUUCUCACUGUUUAAAAGUUUUUUAUGGGUG